Schizosaccharomyces cryophilus OY26 is the source of this 1671-nucleotide messenger RNA. Its product is annotated as STE/STE7 protein kinase Pek1. Bases 146 to 1243 code for a protein of 365 amino acids. Gene Ontology annotation, molecular function: ATP binding; protein kinase activity. Lineage: Eukaryota; Fungi; Ascomycota; Schizosaccharomycetes; Schizosaccharomycetales; Schizosaccharomycetaceae. Gene Ontology annotation, biological process: protein phosphorylation. The record is from RefSeq and is a predicted model, not a curated record. The transcript is spliced from 3 exons.
GUGAUUUACUCUCCGAAACGUGUACUCGACCACUACUCUGUUUUAUUUUGAUCGUGGAUGCUUCUUGAUAAAAGGAAUAUUCCUUAAUUUUUUCUUCUUCUAGUUUGCUUUUUGUACUGACUCUUGGAUUGGUAAUGUCUUCUCUAUGCGUCAGAAACCUUUAUUGAAUUUGGAUACUAGUGAUGGGUUCUCUGAAGAAAGGAUCAGUCAACCUGAAAAACGUAACCAAGCAGAAAUUCUGGAAAUCACUGAUAUAGUUUUCUCGCCAAAUGAAAAGCAAUCGAAUCCAUUUGUCGACAAGCGAAGCGGCUUGGCAAAUAAUACUAUACAUUCACUAGAAGACAUUGAUGAUGAGCAACUCGAAAACCUUGUAACCAAUGGAGGAAUUCUAUACAUGAAUAGUUUAGGUGAUGGUGUUAGCGGUUCUGUCCGAAAAUGCAAGGUUCGUGGAACAGAUCUAAUUUUCGCAUUGAAGACCGUCUUUAGCGCACCUAAUACGACUGUACAACGCCAACUACUUCGUGAAUUAAAGAUUAAUCGAAGUUGUGCCUCUCCUCAUAUUGUGAAAUACUAUGGUGCAUGCUACGACAUUGCAGAGUGCCAGCUAAAUAUUGCUAUGGAAUAUUGUGGCGCUGGUUCCUUAGAUGCUAUCUAUAAGCGUGUAAGCAGCAAAGGAGGUCGCACAGGUGAGCGACCUUUAGGCAAAAUCGCUCAUGGUGUACUAAGUGGCUUGAGCUAUUUGCACGAUCGAAAAAUCAUCCAUCGUGAUAUCAAACCUUCCAACAUUCUCUUGACUAUGAACGGACAGGUAAAGCUAUGUGAUUUCGGCGUAUCUGGUGAACUUGUAAACUCGUUAGCCGGAACCUUUACAGGCACUUCCUAUUAUAUGGCACCUGAACGUAUUUCUGGUUCUGCAUAUACUAUUUCUUCUGAUAUAUGGUCCCUUGGCUUGACACUGAUGGAAGUUGCGUUGAACCGGUUCCCAUUCCCUCCAGAAGGAAGUCCUCCUUUAAUGCCCAUUGAAUUAUUGUCAUACAUCAUCAAUAUGCCACCUCCUGCUCUUCCUGAGGAACCGGGGAUUACUUGGUCUAAGGCUUUUCGUCAUUUUCUUUGUGUUUGUCUUAUAAAAGAUAAAGAUGAACGUCCUGGACCUCAAAAAAUGCUUUAUCAUCCAUGGGUGAAAGCGUUUGAACGUAUAGAUGUGAAUAUGGAAGAAUUUCUGCGUCAGGUAUGGUUGGAUUGAUGACAUGAAUAAAUCGAAUUCCCUUACUUUAUAAUUCAUUAAUCUUCCUUGAAUAUAAUUUUUUCCAUUCCUUUUUUCGUAAAAAAAGGUUAUCGAUGUUUAGCUUUCUUAAUUGGUCUUCUUCCUUGCUUGGAACCCAUUCCUUUCGUUUUCGUUUUCAAUUAAGUUCCUUUCAUGAAUAUUUAGUCAAAGGUUUCUCAUCGCUUUUUUUUUUCGAAUAACGCUUGACUACACUACGAUUUUUAAUUUCUACUAUUUCCUUCAACUUUUUUGAACCAUGAACUUAAUAAUAAUCAAGUUUUGUUCACAAAUGCCUUUGUAUCAAUUUCGCUUCAUAGGUUUUGGUAGCUAAAAUAAAUUGUAUAAUAAAAGGACAUAUGAUUCAAUUUUUUAUAACUGCACCAAUCCUUUCGUUUCGGCUUUGAGUG